Messenger RNA from Leptosomus discolor (cuckoo roller), 2865 nucleotides. NCBI's taxonomy places the organism in Eukaryota, Metazoa, Chordata, Aves, Leptosomiformes, Leptosomidae. The record is from RefSeq and is a predicted model, not a curated record.
UCAUUGCAAAUAUGGGUCCCCGGCGGAAAAGCGUGAAACCGUGCUCAGUGAACAGGGAAGGCUCUGAGUCUACCAAAGUGGAUGAGCCAAAAGAUUACAUGAACCAACUCUCUCAUGAAGUGCUUUGCCACAUUUUUAGGUACCUUCCCUUGCAGGAUAUCAUGUGCAUGGAAUGCCUGUCCCGGAAGCUGAAGGAAGCAGUCACACUUUAUCUACGAGUAGUGAAGGUGGUGGAUCUAUGUGCAGGCCGUUGGUGGGAAUACAUGCCCACUGGUUUCACUGAUUCCAGUUUCCUAACGCUGCUGAGGAAGAUGCCAGACAUUGAACAACUUUAUGGUCUUCAUCCCAGGUAUCUUGAAAGACGCAGAGUCCGUGGCCAUGAAGCUUUCAGCAUUCCUGGAGUUUUAGAGGCUUUGCAGGCCUGUCCAAAUCUGCUGGGUGUUGAGACCUCUCAUUUAGAGCUGGUGGAAGCCAUUUGGACAUACAUGCCACAAGUUCACAUUUUAGGGAAGUUUCGUAAUCGUAAUGGUGCUUUCCCAAUUCCUCCUGAGAACAAGCUGAAAAUUCCUAUAGGAGCUAAAAUUCAGACUUUGCACUUAGUAGGGGUGAAUGUCCCUGAGAUUCCUUGUAUCCCAAUGCUGAGGCACCUUUAUUUGAAGUGGGUGAGACUCACCAAACCCCAGCCUUUUAAAGAUUUCCUGUGUAUCAGCUUACGUGCUUUUGUCAUGAGGAACUGUGCUGGACCCACAAAUUCCUUGAAGUAUGUUCCUCUAGUGACGGGCCUGGCUUCUGCUCGAAACUUGGAGCAUUUAGAACUGGUUCGUGUUCCGUUUCUUGGAGGACUUAUCCAGCACGUGGUAGAAGAUAGCUGGAGAUCAGGUGGUUUUAGGAAUUUGCACACUAUAGUUCUGGGAGCUUGCAAGAAUGCACUUGAAGUGGAUCUUGGCUACCUCAUCAUAACUGCUGCACGAAGGUUGCAUGAAGUGCGGAUCCAGCCUUCCCUGACCAAAGACGGUGUUUUUUCUGCUUUGAAGAUGGCUGAACUGGAAUUUCCACAGUUUGAAACUCUUCAUCUAGGAUAUGUUGAUGAAUUUUUACUACAGUGUAAAAUGACAAAUGGAGACUUGGUGAAGUAUGGCUUGGCUGAUGUGGUUGAAAAUCCGGGCAUUAUUACAGAUAUUGGUAUGAAAGCUGUAAAUGAAGUUUUUUCUUGCAUCAAGUAUCUGGUCAUUUACAACUGCCCACAUCUACAUAACCCAAAUAAUUGGAUCACAGAUCAUUCAAGGUGGACCCGACUGGUUGACCUCACCCUGGUGCGAUGCCAUGCGAUAAAGCUAGAUUCUUUUAGUCAGUUCAUUGAGUUAUUGCCAAGCUUAGAGUUUAUUUCUCUGGACCAGAUGUUUCGUGAACCUCCUAAGGGUUGUGCUCGUGUGGGCCUAAGUGCAGGCACAGGAAUUGGUGUCUCGUCUGCCCUAGUCAGCAAUCAGAACUCUAACAACGACAAUGACAACAACAAUAACCACCAGAAUAACAAUAAUGCAAACAUCCACCACAACAAUCCCCAACACCCGAAUGACCAGAAUGAGGAGAAUGAGCUGCGGCAAGAUGGUCAAGCUGAAGAGCAGCAGAUUGCAGCUGAGGCACUGAAUGAGAUGGAGGAGGUGGCACAGGAAGAAGGGAUGGCUGUUGGGCAGGGCCAGAAUGAGCUCCCAGCACACAGCCAGGCUGUUGUUCCUAUGGAGGUUGAUGAAGAACAAGCAGGACCAAGUGGCAUUCAGUCUGUUGUAAAAGUAGCACCUAUUACUGUCCAUGAUUCAGACAGUGAGGAUGAGGAAGAAAACAUGGGGACUUCAAGAGCCUGCAUCUCUAACAGCAUUGCACAGAAUUACUCAGACGGAGAAGAGAAAAGCAGGGAUCCAGUGGAAACUAGAGAACCCUCAGUGAGCGGUAAAGGCAAGACACCACUGCGGAAGAGAUGUAGUGCCAGCCAAGUGGGCCAGACAAAGCAGUUCCAUACCGAGGAAAGCAGCUGUGAGAAAGGUUGUCAAGUAACAAGUGAGCAAAUUAAAGCAGACAUGAAAGCAGCAAGUGACAUGCCUGAAAGGAACAAAAGCAAAGAUUCUUACCCGAGUUGCAGUAGUGCUGCAGGAUCAGCGGGAACGUCCGGCUCCUGCAAUGCUGUUUCUCCUGGCCCUGACUGCACACAGACAGCUAAUAGCCACUCUGCUGGCACCAGUCCAGCAACUGGAGAUGAAUCCAGGCAGUGUGUCUGCUCGCCUUGUAAGAGUGAAGGUUCCAGCGAGAGAGAGACUGAGGAGAGCUCGGUUUGUUCCAGGUGUUCCUACUACAAGCCCCAGGAUGCACAGCAGAGGACUAGUGGGUGUUGCGAUGGGGAAUGCCCAUCCACGAGUGGAGCCUGCAGGAAUGGACCAAACAGCUCCGGGUCAGAUUUUGCACUUAGGACUCUGCCAAACAGUGGGUCUUCAGGAGAGACACGUGACGAGAGGACUAGUGGGAGUACCAGUGGGCCUGCCGGUGAGGAGGAGAGCAUGAGCUCACAGCGAAGGAGUUGUGAGAGGGAGUAUCAAGAAGAGUAUCCUCGACGACCACUAACAAGAGCUAGAAGCAAGCUGUCCCACGUCCCUCUGGUGUCGGAGUCAGAGGUGGCUAAGCCAAAGCCAAGGCAAACCACAAAGCGGAAAAGGACAGCUGACAAGUCCACAAGUACAAGUGAUCCGGUUAUUGAAGAUGAUCAUGUUCAAGUGCUGACUUUGAAAUCCAAAAACCUUGUUGGAAUCACCUUGACCAAUUGUGGAAUAACAGAUUUGGUACUGAAAGACUGUCCCAAAAUGAUGUUCAUACAUG